Molecule: messenger RNA, 477 nt
Organism: Rasamsonia emersonii CBS 393.64
Lineage: Eukaryota; Fungi; Ascomycota; Eurotiomycetes; Eurotiales; Trichocomaceae
Exons: 1
Coding region: 1-477 (158 amino acids)
Source: RefSeq, a predicted model, not a curated record
AUGGGCCCGAACGCAACCUUGGAUUCGGGGUCUCCCAUGGCCACGAGCAGCACGCCCAGCUCGGGGAGUCUCACGGCCAAGUCCCCGCAGACGCAGUGCCUCUCCGCCGUAGACGAGUCCUUUGAGCGGGAGCGGAAGUUCCUCGUCGAUUAUGGGGACUUCCCGCCCAAUCAAGAGUUCAAGCGCGACCUGCUCGUCCAGAUGCGCCGCCUGAUCCAGGGCGUCGAGUUGCACGCCCAGACGCGGCGGGAACUCGAGCUGCUGCGCAGCGAGAACGCGCGCCUGCGGAAAGAGAACACGCAGCUGAAGAUGAACGCCAAGUCGCGACGGGCGCCUCACGGGCCCAUCUACGGCGGCCUGCGACGAAGUCCGUCGGCGUCGUCGCGGGCAGACACGUCGCUGGAUUCGAUCGAGGCGCUCAAGCCGCCAGAUGUGUCGGAGAAGUCGUGGGAUCGGAUCAUCAGCGAUGCAUUCUAG